GCAGAGGGGUGCUGAGGGGCUGACGGCUGAGGGCCGAGCGCUGGCAUGCUGCGCUGGCUGCUCGGGGCCGGCCGGGAGCCACCGGGGCUGGCCGAGAAAUCUCCUUUCCAGUCAGUGGGUGAAGAGCAGACCCAGAACCCCUACACAGAGCUGCUGGUGCUGAGAGCUCACCGCGACAUCGUGCGCUUCCUGGUGCAGUUGGAUGGCUACCGGUUUGCGUCAGCUGGUGAUGACGGAGCUGUGAUUGUGUGGAAUGCACAGACAGGAGAAAAGCUUCUUGAACUCAGCGGACACACACAAAAGAUGACAGCUGUUUCGACAUUUCCUUGCUCGGUGUCUUGUGCAGAGCAGCGCUCACUCCUGCUGACGGCCUCCGCGGACAAGACGGUCGUGGUCUGGGACAGUGACACUGGCAGACUGGUGGAGAGACUGUCAUGUUUCCAGUCCACUGUAAAGUGUUUGAUGGUUCUCCCACGGCUGGGCAUCUGGCUCUCUGGUGGAGAUGAGCUGUGUGUGUGGAGCCGGAAUUUAGACCUCCUGUGCAAGGCCACCCAGCUCUCGGAUGCAGGGAUCACUGCUUUGGCUGAAAUACCGAAGAACUGUGUUGUAGCAGCAGUUGGCAAAGAGCUGAUCAUUUUCAGGUUGGCGGUACCCUCGGAAGGCUCCCGGGAGUGGGGGAUUACUGAAGCCAAGCGCCUUCACGGGCACCAGGAUAACAUUCUGUCCUUGGUCAGUGUCAAUGAUGCUAGCUUUGUCUCCGGCUCCCACGUCGGAGAGCUGAUUGUCUGGAGUGCCCUGGACUGGACCAUGCAGGCUUCUGAGUGGAACUUCUGGGACCCAUCUCCACAGCAGGAGACCCAGCAGGAAAUCAAACUCUCUCAGAAACCAAACGACAUUUCCAUUCACCAUUUCACGUGUGAUGAGGAGAACGUGUUCGCUGCCGUCGGCCGGGGGCUGUACGUGUACAACCUUCCCACGAAGCGGCUCACCGCCUGCCACAAGGCUGCUCACGACUCCAGUGUCCUGCACAUCGCCAAACUCCCCAACAGGCAGUUACUCUCCUGCUCAGAAGAUGGCAGUGUGCGCAUCUGGGAGUUACGAGAAAGACAGCAGCUCACAGCUGACCCCGUGCCCACAGGUUUUUUUAACAUGUGGGGAUUUGGAAGAGUGAACAAACAAGCCAGCCAGCCUGUUAAAAAGCAGCAAGAAGUUACCACUUCCUGUUCCCUGGAGCUCAUUGGCGAUCUCAUUGGACACUCAUCCUCCGUGGAGAUGUUUCUAUACUUUGAAGAUCAUGGACUAGUGACUUGCUCUGCUGACCACCUCAUCAUUUUGUGGAAGAACGGAGAGCGAGAAUCUGAACUGCGCAGUUUAAAGCUAUUUCAAAAGUUGGAGGAGGAUGGUGACCUGUCCCACACUGUCCUGUAGUGUGGCACCAUGCAGGCCCCAAGGGACCGAGCCCU
This is a messenger RNA of Ochotona princeps (American pika), 1463 nucleotides long. It is a transcript of the gene WDR41, whose product is annotated as WD repeat domain 41. Gene Ontology annotation, molecular function: protein binding. The record is from RefSeq and is a predicted model, not a curated record. Gene Ontology annotation, biological process: regulation of autophagy. The transcript has 13 exons. Lineage: Eukaryota; Metazoa; Chordata; Mammalia; Lagomorpha; Ochotonidae. The coding region runs from base 46 to 1428 and encodes 460 amino acids. Gene Ontology annotation, cellular component: lysosomal membrane.